Messenger RNA from Fonsecaea multimorphosa CBS 102226, 1314 nucleotides. RefSeq lists its product as uncharacterized. The coding region runs from base 1 to 1314 and encodes 437 amino acids. The transcript has a single exon. Lineage: Eukaryota; Fungi; Ascomycota; Eurotiomycetes; Chaetothyriales; Herpotrichiellaceae. The record is from RefSeq and is a predicted model, not a curated record.
AUGUCGGCCACACCCUAUGUCUAUUCCGACGAAAAGGUCCCUGAGGUUGAGGUCCUUCCCGCCCCAGCCACGUCCACACCUCCACCGAAACGAACCAGCUUCACCACCCGUCUGCUCCGACUCGUGGUGACCGUCCUAGGCGCCCUCGUGGUUUUCAAGGUCCUUUGCUCCGUCGUUGGUUUCCGGUCUGGUGGUCUUUCGAGACCGUGUCACGGCAUGAAACACAAAGUCCCCGGCUAUGGCCCGUUGUUCGACGACGAUGGCAAUCCUCAACACCCGUUCCCUCCCAUUGACAAGUGGGAACCGUUCAACGGCACCACGCACUUCGAGUUCGAGCCCGCCCAAGCCAGCGGCCUCUCCGUCCGAGGGGCGCGUGUGUUCGGGAAAGUCGUCUUCGAGACGUCCAAGUUCUCCAACAAGAUCGUGAUCGAUCUGGACAUCAAGACCAACAAGAAGGACAAGCGCGGCGACGUCACGAUCAAGGAAGACAACGGCUAUCUCACCAUCGACACCCCGUCCACGGGCAAGCUCAAGACCCACACGGCCGCCACCAUCCAGAUCCCAUCCAACAUCAUCGGCGAAUUUGCUCUUCCAAAAUUCGAAGUCGACGUCCCCCGCCACAUGGUCGACUUCAGCCAACUGCCCGAGUCGCUGGAAAUCGGCGCCUUCGCCGUCCGGGUGGGCAGGGGCUUCGUCAAGCCCGGGCCCGUGCACACCAACACGACCACCAUCUCGAUCGGCAACGGCGCCCUGCGCGGCACGCUGACCCACGCGCGCAACGAAACCAACGUCGACAUCGGCCACGGCAACGCGACACUCAACAUCCCCUCCAUCUCCUCGGGCAACGAAGGCUCCACCCACAUCCACCUGGGCCACGGGCAUCUGAACGGCACCUUGGCCAUCUACAACGCGACCUCGAUCGACGUGGGCAGCGGCGGCAUCUACGUCAACGUGGCGUACAAGUCGGCCUCGCCGCGCGCCACGCUGUCGACGCGCAUCGCCUCGGGCAACUCGCGCGUCUUCGUCGACUCCAUCGCCGCGGAGCGCGUCUUCGACGCCUCCCACGCCUCCGUCGCCGGCGACCAGCUGAUCACCUACCCGGCCAACUUCCAGGGCACCGUCGACGCGCGCGGCAUUGUCGGGGACAUCAAGCUCGAGGGCAAGGAGCUGGCCGUGGAGAAAGUCGUCGGCGGCAUGGUGGGCCGCCAGGGUGACAGCGAGAGGAACUCGAUCAGCGUCAAGACCGUCCGCGGCAAGUUGGACAUUCUUGUCGGGGACGAGUCCGCGCCGGACAACGACAGCCACAGCUGCUAA